This is a messenger RNA of Numida meleagris (helmeted guineafowl), 795 nucleotides long. RefSeq names its product FXYD domain containing ion transport regulator 2 (gene FXYD2). Gene Ontology annotation, molecular function: sodium channel regulator activity. The transcript is spliced from 6 exons. Gene Ontology annotation, cellular component: membrane. Lineage: Eukaryota; Metazoa; Chordata; Aves; Galliformes; Numididae. Gene Ontology annotation, biological process: monoatomic ion transport; regulation of sodium ion transmembrane transporter activity. The coding region runs from base 208 to 591 and encodes 127 amino acids. The record is from RefSeq and is a predicted model, not a curated record.
GAGCUGUGGGCAGCGGGGAACACACAGGGGCACACUGCAGCACUGGGAGCGGGGCUGGACCCUGCUGCCAUCAGGGUGGGGGCAGCUCUCGCUGGGGGAGAUGUCGGGAUAGGUCCUUAAAGCCCAGCAGCCCACUGGGGCAUCGGCACCGGACAGCACUCAGCUUCUGGAGGGGAUUUCUGCAGCUACAGUUCUCCUCGCCAAGGGAUGUACCAUCAGGUGAGGUGGCUCGCGCUGUGGCACAGCUGCGAUGGCAGUGUCAGCCCAUGGGGUGCUCGGUGCUCCAGGGCCCCGUGUGCAGCUUCACCCGAAGCUCGAGGCUCGUGCAUCCUGCAAACGCAUCCUGUGAGCACGUGGCACCCACUACGAGCCCAGCUCCCAGGCUCAGGCUCCCACCGGGUUUUCUCUUUUCCAGAGCAAGCGCCCGAGCAGGGCCUGGACAGGUUCACCUACGACUAUGAGACCGUCCGCAAUGGGGGGCUGAUCUUCGCCGUCGUGGCUUUUGUGGUCGGGCUCCUCAUCAUCCUCAGCCAGCGGUUCCACUGUGGAGGGAAGAAGAAGAGGAGACAAGGAAACGAGGAGGACCUGUAGCUGCAGAGCUGUUGUGGGAGGAGAGCUUCAUCCAAAGCUGAGAAGUCCUUGCCAAGGGCCACCCCUUGUCCCGCUCCAGUGCAUCCAUUCAUUACCCUGCUCACCCCCGGCGAGGCCGGGACGCUAAUUGCCCUCGUGCUUUCCCCUCUGGUAGAUCCAGCAAGUGUUUCUUAGCUAAUAAAGUUCCAGCUGAGAGACGUUCAA